Pyrenophora tritici-repentis Pt-1C-BFP is the source of this 991-nucleotide messenger RNA. RefSeq lists its product as uncharacterized. The record is from RefSeq and is a predicted model, not a curated record. Lineage: Eukaryota; Fungi; Ascomycota; Dothideomycetes; Pleosporales; Pleosporaceae.
AAAUCACAUUGCACAGCCCUGCCUCUUCUGACUUUACCAAGAAUGGCUCCAGAACAGAGCGAAGAGGCUUCUCUAUUUCAUAGCGAACGCAUAUCGCAAUACGUUUGCAUCCCAGCGUCAUGCCUUUCAGAUCCUUUCUCAGCUGUAUGCGCGACCGUACUAUCACCGCUACUACUCACAUACUUCCCACCUGCGAAAGGAGUUAUACUCGCCUACGACGAUGUUGAGUUGAGCAGUACACCUCCAAGUGUGCCAGAAACAGCAUCUAAAUCACGUUCAAAGCGUGCGCGAAACGAGUCUCGCUCCGACAAGGCAGAGCCCGCAGAACCGCUACUUCUAAGACAUGUCGAUGAAUAUGCUGCGCCUUUCGUCUGGGCCACGGCCUCUUUCCUUGUAUGGCGCCCAGUCCAGAAUGCUUACGUACACGCUCAUGUUACGGACCAAGCGAAAACACACAUUACGCUCGCAUAUCUCAACACGUUUCCCGUCAGCAUAUUGGCAUCAUGCAUGCCCUCAGACUGGUCAUGGCAUUCGCAGGAGACGGGCAAAAUGAAGAGGGCAUGGGAUGGCCGGUUAUCAGAUGAGGGCGGCUGGUGGGUCAACGAUUUUGGUGAUAAGGUGGAGGGUGAUUUGCGGGUACGGAUACGCGAUGUCGACGGCAGAAUGGACGGAAAGGGAAAAGGCAAGGGUUUCUUGCGUAUUGAUGGCUCUCUGAUUUCCGAGGAAGAGAUAAAGGCCAACGCGGCGCAAAAGAGGGCCAGGAAAACGAUUGCACUGAGGACACAAACUGCAGGACAGACAAACGGAGAUGUCAUGGAAAUUGAUUCGGGUUCGGGCAGCGAUGAUUAGGGUAGUUCUGAGGGCUUGAGCGGGUGUAGCAUGUGCAGGGCACCUUGUCAUAUUUGCAUCAGGACGGCGUAAUGGCGUUGAAAACCAGGGGGGUGCAUACACAGCAUCUACGAUACCAUCAAAUUCAAACAUUGCACUCAAA